AUGGGAGGACAAAAUCUCGUAGGCUUCCUGUUACACCUGGGCCUGCUUUCAACAGGCUAUGCAGCAGCCAGCGCCAUUGACGUCGACAGCGCACGUGCUGAACUUUAUUCCCUCGAAAAACGCGUUGUCCCUGACGCACCAAACGGAUAUGCUCCGGGAGCCGUAAACUGCCCUUCAACCCGACCGUCGAUUCGAUCCGCCAGCGAACUCUCAAGCGAGGAGGUUUCAUGGCUCAACAAGCGUAGGAAUAAUACGAUCCAGCCUCUAAGAGAUUUUCUCACAAGAGUAAAUAUUCCUGGGUUCGACGCCGGGGCAUAUAUCGAUGCGAACCGAAACAAUGCCCGUCGGAUACCAAACAUUGGUAUCGCGAUGUCAGGGGGUGGAUACAGAGCGUUAAUGAACGGCGCUGGUGCAUUGGCUGCUUUCGAUUCCCGAACAAAUAAUUCUACUUCUGCGGGGCAUCUUGGCGGGCUUUUGCAAUCAUCAACUUAUCUUGCAGGCUUGAGUGGCGGCGGGUGGCUUGUAGGAAGCUUGUCGUUGAACAACUUCACUUCCGUCGAGGCGAUUGUCAAUUCGAAUCCCGACGAAAUAGGCUCUCUGUGGCAGUUCCAGAAUUCUAUUUUUGCAGGACCUGAGAAGGGCGAGGUGCAAACGCUCAGCGGCAGGAAAUAUUAUGAAAACAUCAUUGAUGCAGUCAAUUCCAAAAGGGAUGCCGGGUUUAACACCUCUAUUACCGAUCUCUGGGGCAGGGCAUUGUCCUUCCAACUUAUCAAUUCGCCCGAAGGUGGACCAGGAAUUACCUGGUCUGGGAUUUCUGAUGAUCCCGAUUUCACAGCCGCAAAUGUCCCAAUGCCCAUUGUUGUCGCCGACGGACGUGCCCCUGGCGAGAUUAUUAUCUCUCUAAACACAACCGUUUUUGAAUUCAAUCCUUUUGAGAUGGGUAGUUGGGAUCCUACUGUUUUCGGAUUUGCUCCCAUACGAUACGUUGGGUCCAAUUUCUCCCAGGGUGUGGUUGUCAGAAAUGAACAAUGCAUCCGAGGUUUCGAUAAUGCUGGAUUUGUCAUGGGCACUUCGUCUUCCCUUUUCAACCAAUUUCUUUUGAACUUCGAGGGCGUUGCUAGCGCUAUCCCCAGCAUAUUCAGAGGCCUCAUUGAGGGGAUCUUGAACAGCCUUAGUCAGGAUGAGAAUGAUAUUGCCGACUGGACUCCAAAUCCGUUCUAUCGAUGGAACCCCCAGACAAACCCGAGCGCCGAGUCCAAGCGUCUUACACUCGUCGAUGGCGGUGAAGAUCUGCAGAAUCUUCCACUCCAGCCUCUUAUACAACCCGAGCGUGAGGUCGAUGUCGUUUUCGCCGUUGACUCGUCUGCUGAUACUCUUGCUCCUGGUGCGAACUGGCCGAACGGAACAGCCUUAGUUGCUACUUAUGCUCGCUCCAUCAGCGGCAAGCUCAACAAUGGAACCGGAUUCCCAGCUAUCCCAGAUCAAAACACCUUUGUCAACCUUGGACUGAAUACCCGACCAACAUUCUUUGGCUGCGAUGCGUCGAACUUCACCGAUGUCGUGCCACCACUUCUUGUUUACAUCCCGAAUCAUCCUUUCAUAUACAACUCUAAUGUCUCGACAUUCACAAUGUCUUAUAACAUCUCCGAGCGAAACGCUAUUAUCCAAAACGGUUACCUUGUCGCGACUAGAGGUAACUCGACGUUAGACGCGAAUUGGCCUCAGUGCGUUGGAUGUGCGAUUAUGAGCAGGACCUGGGCCAGGAACAGCGCUACCGUCCCUGAUGUUUGCAACCAGUGUUUCAAUCGAUAUUGUUGGAACGGAACUCGGGCGUCUCAGGAACCAGCGGAGCCGUACGAGCCGACCCCUGUUUUCAGUGAGGUCAGCUUGGCCACUUCGAAUAAAAAGAAUAGUGCUAUGGCACUUGCGCCGAGUUUUAUGUCGCUGACGGUCGUUGUCGGCUCGAUUUUUAUGAUUGCGUUUUAA
Molecule: messenger RNA, 1986 nt
Organism: Orbilia oligospora ATCC 24927
Lineage: Eukaryota; Fungi; Ascomycota; Orbiliomycetes; Orbiliales; Orbiliaceae
Exons: 3
Coding region: 1-1986 (661 amino acids)
Biological process (GO): glycerophospholipid catabolic process
Cellular component (GO): intracellular membrane-bounded organelle; cytosol
Molecular function (GO): A2-type glycerophospholipase activity
Source: RefSeq, a predicted model, not a curated record